UUGUUCCUAAUAGAGUGCACAGAGCUACGUGCAGCGACUCCUAUCCACAGAGUUACAUAGCCUCUAAUUCAUCAUCUCUUUGCAGCACUCACAUUCAUAUUAUAACAAUAAAUCAGAUUAAAAACCAAAAUCACAAAUGCAGCAGGACUAACAGCAUCAUAACCGGGACACGUCGUGUUUCGCUGCAGCAGCGGUGCGCCACACCAACCUGUCCCAUCUCCGCCGCUUGGCUGGCACAAUUUGCAGACGGCAGGAGGAGGAGGAGGAGGGGUUUACCGACAUCAGCACUGCCGCUCACUACAGCACCGAGCAGGCUGUCUGUCUGCUGGACCAGCCACGCCAUCCGUUUAUCGUAACGGGGCUUCACGGAUGUCUGGUCUCGCUCUGCGGGGUUCAGAUAGUGUCCGAGCGGACAGGUCGCGAACCCAGGCGUCGGGGAAGGAGAAGAGCUCGACUCUGCACCUGGAGAGUUUGCAGGAGCGUGUGUCUGCGCCAGGAGGCUGCACAGACCAGAGGAGGGGGAGCAGCAAGAUUUCAUGCAGAAGAGCUCACACAGGGGCACUUUGACUAAGAAGCCAAAUUCUGCACUGCAGUGGAUUUCCUCAGGUGUGUGUAUGCGUGUGAGUGUGGGUGUCAGACUUGACAGUAGACUCGUACAGACUGUACACUUUGCCAUUAAUAUCAGAAGAACCUGCAGAAGCUUGGAGGUCACCCUGUCCUAGAGAACUGUGCACCCCCAGUUUCCAGAUCAGCCAGUUUCCUCCACCAUCUCCCCCAGCACAGUGUGGAGGCUGGUGAGUCUGUGUGUCCAUUAGGAUCACAAACCCCAGCAGGCCUCAGGCAGGAGAGCUGUGACCGACACCUGGAUUUAUACUGUGUAUUUUUAAAGUACUGCAUAGACAUUUAACCAGAAUCUGCAGGACUAAAGCAAAGACCAGCCAACUGUUCUCUUCCCAUUUGUUGUGCUUGGAGGACUCAGAAACGUUGGACCUGCUCUUCAGGCGGUUUUAGGACAAAACCGGUGUUGAAUUCCACCUCAGGGAUGAGAUUUUUGUCAUUUCCACUGUGCUAUCCAAGUAAGCAUGACGUAGCAGAUCUCAGAAGCCAUCACAGGUUUCCCAGGUUUAGACGGAGUUGCAGUUUCACCUCAGGGAUUUUCAACUCACAGAGUUUCUGUUUGGUAUUUUCAAAGUGUUGAACUUGAAAUAAGCAAAUCUCAGGUGACAUUAGUAUUUUUGACUUUGGGACAGUCUUAUGAACUCCUGUUGCCAUGACAUCUGACAGUUUCCAGUACCGGGCGCUGUUUGAAUAUAAGCGGGAGCGUGGUGAUGACAUCAGCCUCCAGCCGGGCGACCUUCUCACCGUCCCCAAGGCCUCACUGAUGGCAACAGUGGGGCUGGAGUACCAGGAGGGGGACGAGCGGAGCCCCAAGGGCUGGCUACAUGGCAUCAAUGAGAGGACCAAGGAGAAGGGACACUUUCCAGGGACCUUUGUGGAGUAUGCUGGGGUGGUGAGGGCCAGCCCGUCUGCAGCUAAAUCCUGGCCCCGGCCAGUUCCGCCAACCCCCGGAGGGCCUCCUGGAGCAGCUGCUGCUUCAGGUGCGGAGGCAGAGCUUUUGUGUGACACGGCUCCUGUGGUUGUUUGGAGACUCAUCGAGGCCAUCGAGAAACACGGUUUGAACAGCGAGUCUCUGUAUCGGGCUCCUUCGGCCUCCGGGGGACCCGCAGAGCUGCGGCACGCUCUGGACUCAGAUCUGCUCUCAGUGGAUCUGGAUCAGUACGAUCUGGCUUCCCUGACUGAUGCUCUCAGAGGGUUCCUGCAGGACCUGCCCGUCCCCAUCAUCCCCACCACAGUCUACAGCGAGCUGGUCUACACUGCUCAAGAGAGUCACACUGUGGAGGAGUGUGGGGAGAGGCUGAAGAGGAUCUUGGAGUCUCCCAGCAUCCCUCAGGCCAACCACCAGCUCCUGGUGCAGCUCAGCAGACACCUGGCCAGGGUCAGCCAGAGCGGUCAGGCCAGUCCCCGGCUCCUGGGACAGGCCUUUGCUGAGGCCGUCUUUAAGCAUCCUCCCCUCAGUGCUGACAUGAACCAGGAGCAUCACAUCAGGAUCUUGGAGGCUCUGGUUGCAGCAGGAGGUCUGAUGGAGAUGCAGACUGCACCAGCUCUUCCUCCAAAGCCGGCAAAGCCCCAGCAGCCCUGCUCAGUCGUGGUGGGAGGGGGCAGCAGCAACAGCACCAAGGACGGAGGAGCUGCAGGCUCACUGCAAGAGGCCGAGUGGUACUGGGGCGACAUAUCCAGGGAGGAGGUGAAUGAUAAACUCAGAGACAUGCCUGAUGGGACCUUCUUGGUUCGGGAUGCUUCCACCAAGAUGCAGGGUGACUACACACUCACACUGAGGAAAGGCGGCAACAACAAGCUGAUAAAGAUCUAUCACCGGGAUGGGAAGUACGGUUUCUCUGACCCACUGACGUUCAGCUCAGUGGUGGAGCUCAUCAGCCACUACAGACAUGAGUCUCUGGCACAGUACAACACCAAGCUAGACGUCAAACUCAUGUACCCCAUCUCCCGCUUCCAGCAGGACCAACUAGUUAAGGAGGAUAACAUAGAUGCUGUAGGGAAGAAGCUGCAGGAAUACCACAAUCAGUACCAGGAGAAGAGCAAAGAGUAUGACAGACUGUAUGAAGAAUACACCAAGACGUCACAGGAGAUCCAGAUGAAGCGGACGGCCAUUGAAGCCUUCAAUGAGACCAUCAAGAUCUUCGAGGAGCAGUGCCACACACAGGAGCGCUACAGCAAGGACUACAUCGAACGCUUCCGCCGCGAGGGCAAUGACAAAGAGAUCGAGCGAAUCAUGAUGAACUAUGAGAAGCUCAAGUCUCGGCUCGGCGAAAUCCACGACAGCAAGGUGCGACUGGAGCAGGACCUGAAGACACAGGCCAUGGACAACCGUGAGACAGACAAAAAGAUGAACAGCCUGAAGCCAGACCUCAUACAGCUCCGCAAGAUCAGGGACCAGUAUCUAGUCUGGCUCAAUCACAAAGGAGUUCGUCAGAAACGGAUUAACGACUGGCUGGGAAUCUUGAAUGAGAGCACUGACGAGAGCUACUUUGUGAGUGAAGAGGAUGAGAACUUGCCUCACUAUGACGAGAAGAGCUGGUUUGUCGGGGACCUAAACAGGACGCAGGCAGAGGACCUGCUCCUCGGGAAGCCGGACGGAGCUUUUCUCAUCCGAGAGAGCAGCAAAAAGGGCUGCUAUGCCUGUUCCGUAGUUGUUGACGGGGAGGUGAAGCACUGCGUCAUCUACAGCACACCGCGCGGCUUCGGCUUCGCUGAGCCCUACAACCUGUACAGCAGCCUUAAGGACCUGGUGCUCCACUACCACCAGACCUCCCUGGUGCAGCACAACGAUUCGCUCAAUGUGCGCCUCGCAUACCCCGUCUACGCACAGAUGCCCUCCGGACGCAGAUGAACCCCACCCGCUUGGCUGCACCCCAACACAGACAACAAAACAGCCCCCUCUUCGGGAAGGGAGAACAGGGAGAAUGAAGGGGGGGGGGGGG
Monopterus albus (swamp eel) is the source of this 3560-nucleotide messenger RNA. It is a transcript of the gene pik3r3b, whose product is annotated as phosphoinositide-3-kinase, regulatory subunit 3b (gamma). NCBI's taxonomy places the organism in Eukaryota, Metazoa, Chordata, Actinopteri, Synbranchiformes, Synbranchidae. Gene Ontology annotation, biological process: insulin receptor signaling pathway; phosphatidylinositol phosphate biosynthetic process. Gene Ontology annotation, molecular function: protein binding; 1-phosphatidylinositol-3-kinase regulator activity. The record is from RefSeq and is a predicted model, not a curated record. Gene Ontology annotation, cellular component: phosphatidylinositol 3-kinase complex. The coding region runs from base 1271 to 3469 and encodes 732 amino acids. The transcript has 15 exons.